AUGGCGGAAAUGCAGGCAGCUUGUCUGUAUGAUUUUGAGGGUGAUGAGCACAAUGGAGAGCUGAGCUUUUCUGCUGGUGAAAUUCUUCAGAUUAUCAAUCAGGAUGUAGGGGAGGGCUGGUGGGAGGCUCGAAACAAAGCUGGAAAACAUGGUCUUAUUCCCGAGACAUAUGUAGAGAUUGUCCAAGCUCCUGAACCAGCUUUCCCACCGCCCCCACCCCCCAUGGUUGGGACUGUUCCAUCCGCCCCACCCAUGUUCUCCAACAAUGGCUAUGCCAGCUCCCCGCCGGACAAUGUACCUAGCAGCUUUAAUCACCAGCAGAGUGCCGAUGAUUGGGAGGAUGACUGGGAUGAUGAUGAUGGCGAUUCAAGCACUAGUACCGGUCACAGCCAGGAAUUUACUGGUACCGCCAGCACAGCUCCAGGGCCCUCCAAACGAGAAGCAAAGCAAAUUUCUCCAGGCAGUGAGUUAUCCAAAUAUGGUACAGUGAAAAGCAGUUUUAAUAGAUUUUCGCAGUUUGCCAAGUCUGGUGGUGAGGCAUUUCUCAUGGGCCAGACCAACGACAAGGUACCAGAAUGUGAGAAAAUCAAAAUCAUCGAUUCAGUGGAUGGUCCAAUGUGGUUAAAGCAGGACAGUGCUUACACAUGCAUUGUUGCAGAUCCCAAGAAGGACAGCAAGAUGAAAGGGCUGAAAAGCUUUGUGACCUAUCAGUUGACACCAUCUUUCAGCAAUAUCAAAGUGAGUCGGAGGUACAAGCAUUUCGACUGGCUGCACGGGAGACUUGAGUACAAAUUUGCCUGUAUACCGAUUCCUCCACUACCGGACAAAGCUGUUACAGGUAGAUAUGAGGAGGAGUUUAUUCAGGAGAGAAUGCGCCAGCUCCAAGGCUGGAUUAACAGAAUGGUUCAACAUCCGGUUAUAUCUAGGAGUGAUGUCUUUCAACAUUUUCUUACCUGUACAGAUGAUAAGAAAUGGAAAGUGGGAAAAAGAAGAGCAGAGAAGGAUGAAUUCCAGGGUGGAAAAUUCUUUCAGUUGUUACAGACACCAAACCAAGCAUUAGCCAGAAAAGAAGUUGAGGCUAAAAUGGAAGUGUUUGGCAGAUUUGUGGGCUGUAUGACGGACAACAUGAAAACACUUCUGACUGUUAAUCAAGAAUAUGCCAAGAAACAGCUAGGACCCUUCAAGAGAGAGUAUGCCAAAAUUGGGACAUCAUACAAGCAGUUGGCACAGACGUUUAAUUUAGAUAAAUCUGCAUAUUCACUUGCUUUGACAGCAGCCAUAGAUUACACAGGGGAUGCCUACAUAGAGAUUGGGGAGAUGUUUGCCAGACAGCCAGUGCUAGAUGCAUACCCGCUUAUAGAAUUUAUCCAUGAGUACAAGGGAGUUCUGCAGACAUACCCAGAUGUUCUCAAAGUUCAUGAGGGUGCUGUAGGAAAAGCUAAGGAGUGUCAGAAGCUGCAGGAGGAGGGAAAGAUGACUGAGCAACAAGUGAAGAAUGUUGUGGCAAAGGCAGAUGUUAUCUCCUAUGGCACUCUGGCAGAGAUGAACCAUUUUCAGCAUGAACGAGUUCGAGACUUCAAGUACAUGAUGCAGAGAUAUCUCCAGGAACAAAUAACUUUUUACAAAAGACUGACGGGCAAGCUUGAAGAGGCUCUGCAGCAUUACAGCCAGGCAUAG
Candidula unifasciata is the source of this 1677-nucleotide messenger RNA. NCBI's taxonomy places the organism in Eukaryota, Metazoa, Mollusca, Gastropoda, Stylommatophora, Geomitridae. The record is from the annotation of a GenBank genome assembly.